AAUAAGAUAAAUGUGUACACAGAAAGUGAGUGAAAAAGGAAACCAAAGAAAUAACAGUAAAUAAAGAACCGAAAUUAAAUUGAGCUGAAAAAGAGCGGUUGGUGCUUUUUCGAAGGAAAUCACUGUGAAGAGGAGGCAAAAGAAGGAAGGAAAUAGCUACUAUUGUAUCACGCAUAGAGUCGACGUUGAUACAGAGCGAGAGGAAAGUGCGUCAAAUUACGUGUCAUUAUUAUAGCAGCGAAUGUAGGAAUCAAGCGAAAAUUCACAAAAGGAAAAUCACACGCGCGCAUAUCAACAGAAAAAUGGCACAAUUCAAGAGUAUCGUGUUCAAUCCAUUGAUACAUUUAUCAAUAUUAUUCAUGUUAGUUAAAGCACAUAAUCAACAAGACGACAUAAAGCCCGAAUUUUUAGCAGCUUUAGGUAAUAUGUCUGUCACGCAAGGACGAGACAUAUCAUUUACGUGUGUGGUGAACAAUUUGGGACCAUAUAAGGUAGCGUGGAUAAAAUCCGAUUCGAAAGCAAUUUUGGCAAUUCACACACACAUGGUAGCGCUAAACCCGCGACUUUCGGUUACGCAUAACGGGCACAACACAUGGAAACUGCACAUUUCGCACGUGCAAUUAGAUGACUCGGGCAGUUACAUGUGUCAAGUUAACACGGAUCCAAUGAGUUCAAUUUCGGGCUAUGUAAACGUUGUCGUACCACCUGAUAUCUUAAAUCAAGCUGACACAGAUAGCAGUAUGAUAGAGGGCGAAACCAACGAAGGAGGAAGUGUAUCAUUGUUGUGUCAAGCAACUGGUGUGCCCGAGCCAACGGUGCAAUGGCGACGUGAAGGAGGAAAAGAUAUCGUUUUGCGGGGCGAAGGACGAGAAAAAACACUUCACAAACACGUUGAUGGCGAACGCCUUACGUUGACACAAGUUCAAAGAUCUGACAUGGGAGGAUAUUUAUGUAUUGCUUCGAAUGGAGUUCCGCCAUCUGUUAGCAAGCGAUAUGAUGUCAAUGUGAAUUUUUCGCCAUCGGUAAAAGCCCCAAACGUUUUAGUUGGAUCUCCCGUCGAAGCGAAUGUCUUGUUACAAUGUAUGGUAGAAGCGUUUCCCAAACCAUUGAACGGAUGGUACAAAAACGAAGGACAAAAAAUUUAUCAUACCGAAAAAUACACAAUGACAGAAUCCCAAAUUAAUGCGUAUACGUGGCAAAUGAAUUUAACGAUUAAUAAUUUGCAAAAAUCAGAUUUCGGUUCGUAUGUUUGCUCAAGCGUUAAUGCCUUGGGCAAGUCAGAUGCGCGAGUACGAUUACAAGAGUUGAGAUUACCUCCGAAGGCAACAACAACGCCGACGCCUCAUGUUCAUACAACUCCCAAACCACGCAGAAAGCAACACAACAACAAGGCAGGGCACGAAACAGGCAAAAGCGCUUCGAAAUCAGAUUCGGGCUUGAUCAAUGUCAUACAGGAGAACGAACUUGUGUCGGGGAUUUCAUCGGAAGUUUUGACACAAAUUCCUUCCGCCAAAAGCUCUAACGGCAAUAUGGAAAAGGGAAGAAACUCGCAAAUGCCUGCGUCAGUUCCCUCAAGUAAAACACAACAAACGUGGAUAAGUCAAAAUAGUUCAUCAAGAAAUAUCGUACACAGCAUUUUAUAUGUUGUUGUGUUCACAGAGCUGUUUCUUUUGUUUCGGACAACACUGAGUUCGUAAGUAAUUUAGAUAAAAUUGAGUAAAAAAACAUCCCA
Messenger RNA from Culicoides brevitarsis, 1732 nucleotides. RefSeq names its product lachesin (gene DIP-lambda). NCBI's taxonomy places the organism in Eukaryota, Metazoa, Arthropoda, Insecta, Diptera, Ceratopogonidae. The record is from RefSeq and is a predicted model, not a curated record. Bases 303 to 1697 code for a protein of 464 amino acids. Gene Ontology annotation, cellular component: neuron projection. The transcript has 11 exons.